Molecule: messenger RNA, 2856 nt
Organism: Pistacia vera
Lineage: Eukaryota; Viridiplantae; Streptophyta; Magnoliopsida; Sapindales; Anacardiaceae
Product: VIN3-like protein 2
Exons: 5
Coding region: 349-2550 (733 amino acids)
Biological process (GO): epigenetic regulation of gene expression; vernalization response
Molecular function (GO): protein binding
Source: RefSeq, a predicted model, not a curated record
AUAAAAAAAAUCUCUCUUUCUCUUUCUUCCUCUCUUUCUAUCUCUUAAACAACAUUGAACAAGUCCUCCUCGAAUCUCCUUUCACCACUGCUUCGGGUCCUGAAAAACAAAACCCCACCUUCCCACAGGACCCAUCAAGCGCCAUUAACGUCGCACAAUUGCUUACAAUUAUUUUCUCAAUUUAUUUAUUUUAUUUUUUUCUUUUUCAACCAACAACAAUAACAACACCACCAACGUCAUGGAUUCUCUUAUCGCUUCAGAAUUUCAACUCUGCUUUUUUUGGUUUUGAUGAAAAAGCUUGGAUUUUGAGGUAUGUGGUAGCCUGAGUUGUUGUCAUUAUCAGCAACUAUGUCUAUGGAUUCUUCUUCUUUUGAGGGAGUUGGAGUUGAUCCAUCAAAAUGCAGUAAGAUGAGUAUGGAGGAAAAGAGGGAACUAGUUUAUGAAUUGGCAAAGCGAUCACAUGGUGCCUCUCAAAUGCUACAGUGGACCCGUCAGGAGAUUUUACAGAUCCUAUGUGUGGAGUUGGGAAAAGAAAGGAAAUAUACUGGCUUGACUAAGUUGAAAAUCAUAGAAAACCUUCUGAAAGUUGUUUCUGAAAAGAAUUCAGGGGAACGCGAGGUGAAUACCGAAGCUGAACCACUGUCUUCUCCUUCCUCCUCGCAGAGAACAUCCAAGAGGCAGAGGAAAACUGAAAACCCUUCUCGGCUUCCUGUACCAGUGAAUGAACCUGCUAUCAACAAUGGUGGCAAUGACAUAGUUAAUGCUAUAUAUUGCAAAAACUCGGCUUGCAGGGCUAACUUAAGAGUAGAAGAUGCAUUUUGCAAGAGGUGUUCAUGCUGUAUCUGUCAUCAAUAUGAUGACAAUAAGGAUCCUAGCCUGUGGUUAACUUGCAGCUCAGAACCUCCAUUUGGAGGGGAGUCAUGUGGCAUGUCUUGCCAUUUGGAGUGUGCCUUGAAAAUUGAAAAAUCUGGAAUCGGAAAAGGUAGAUGCUUUCCAGGACUUGACGGGAGCUUUUAUUGUGUGUCAUGUGGAAAAGUGAAUGAUUUACUCGGAUGCUGGAGAAAACAACUGAUGGUGGCUAAGGAUACUAGACGGGUAGACAUACUGUGUUAUCGUGUCUCCUUGGGCCAAAAACUUCUCAAUGGGACUGACAAGUACCAAAAUCUCUCUAAGAUUGUGGAUGAUGCUGUUGAGAUGCUUGAAGCUGAAGUGGGUCCGUUAACUGGUGUACCUGUAAAGAUGGGUAGGGGUAUUGUCAACAGGCUUUCUUCAGGACCAGAAAUUCAGAAACUCUGUGCUUUUGCUUUGCAGUCAUUGGAGGAAACGAUUUCCAGCACCAUCUUGCCCAGUCCUGCAAUAAAAGAUUCAAAUUUGAUUGUUCCCAACAUGGUUAGAGUGGAAGAUGUUUGUGCAACAUCUCUUACUGUGGUAUUGGGUUCAGAAGAUCCUUCACCUGGGACUGAUAUUUCUUACAGCUUAUGGCAUCGUAAAGCUCAUGAAGACUAUCCAGUUAGACCUACUUGUACGUUGUUUGCACGAAAUCCGAGGUUCGUUGUCACAGGACUUACUCCAGCUACAGAGUAUCAGUUCAAAGUUGUUUCCUUAGUUGGUACGACAGAGUUGGGUAAAUGUGAAGUUUGGUUCUCAACCGGAAGUAUUAGGGAAGAUGUAACAAACUGCUCUAUAAUGGAAAGAAGUCACAGCCCAGCGACAAACUGUAGCAGCCUUUCUAAUCCAUCAUCUGUAGAAGAUGAAAGCAAUAACAUCACUCCAGACAGGGACCAAAAUGAUGAUCGAGUGAACGAUUACUUUAAUUACUGCAAGGACACUGAUAAAGUUGCUUCUGCUAAUUUGUCUGAUGAUGCUGUUGACUGUGCCAUUGUGGUUGAAGGAGCAACCCCAGCAGAUGCAAUUUCUCUGUUGGAAGAAGAGCGUGCCAUCAACAUAGAUGGCUCUGUGCCUGAUUCUGAUGUCCGAAAGCUUGAGAACAAGCACCCACCAGAGGGCCAAUUCACUGAGGAGAUGAGCACUGAUAAUGGGUUAGAUAAUCGAGUGCCAGCUGGCAUGGAAUGUGUGCCGUAUGUAGGUACCUCAGAAGCUAGCUUGCCGAUUACUCCCUGCAAGAUAGAAAUACUUAAGGAUGGACAGGGAAGGAAUGCGCGGUCCAAAUCAAGCAACAAGGAUCUGGAAAAUGGGAUUGGGAAAGGAGAUGAGCCCCGAGAUAACAGCACAUCAAAGAAGAGGAGUGCUGAAAGGCGGGACGAGGAAUGUACUGCGAAUGGUGCUUCAGAUUUUGAGCACUGUGUGAAGGUGAUCAGAUGUUUAGAGUGUGAGGGACAUAUAGAAAGGAACUUUAGGCAGAAAUUCUUGACUUGGUACAGCUUGAGAGCAACCUCACAGGAGGUAAGGAUUGUAAAAGUGUUUAUUGAUACCUUUGUCGAAGACCCGGCAUCUCUCGCAGAGCAACUUGUGGAUACCUUUUCAGAUUGCAUCUCAAGCAAGAGAGCAUCAGUCGUGCCUGCUGGGUUCUGCAUGAAGCUUUGGCAUUGAUUAUCUUUAUCUGAUCAAAUGCCCAUUUAGGGUGCUCAGAGCAUAAUUCUUUAGACCCUUUUAACAUUGACAAUCAUCAUCAUCAUUUAAAUUUAUCACUAGCAUUUGCCAUUCUUACGAUGAUGUAAGAACGUUAGAAUCUAUUUCUUCUAUAAUACAGUUCUCUCCUAUUCAUUUAUAUCUUCCAAUUUAACUAUUGGAUCACUGACUGUUUCUGGCUAGGGAAAAACUCGUUAGUUCUUGGAUUGAAAACAAUUUUAUGCUUAGUUGUACAUCAGGCUGAAAGUAGAGGAUUAUUGUUGUUUA